GACAAAUCCAUCUUCUUCGUUACUGUCUCUUUCAUCACAGACUUCAAUACAAAACCUUUGAACCUUCCUUUAAAAUAAAUAAAUAAGUACUUUUUUUUUUAUUUUCUCUCAGUUCUGGUCUCUUCACCAUAGAGAAACUUCACAUGGAAUGGUCUUUGUGAGUAGACUCUCUACCAUUGCUUCUUCUUCGGGAUGUGUUUGUUCCAUUUUCGAAGUAACCAAGUGAAGACGAACAGACCCACCCACCCAUUGCAGGUUUGAUUGGUUGUAAGCAAAACUGGCAGUUGUGGAUUCUCCUCUUUCAUGGAUUGAACAACGCUUAAGGAGAAUACUUGAUGGAUUACUUGUCUCAAGAGGAAGAUUUGCAAUUCUUUGAUGCCAAGGAAGAAGAGAUGAUGAAGGCAUCAAAUCCAAGUGGGUUUGAUGUAUGGAAUGAUUCACCUGGAAGUGUUGUUGAGCGGCGGAGGAAGUUCUUGCAGUGGAUGGGAGUCCAAGAAGAUCUUGUUCAACCCAAGUUAGCUUCAGAGAGUUGUGUUGAGGCUGAGCAGAGAUCUGGAGGAUUCAGCUGUUCUUCUAGUCAGGUAUCUUCCUCUGCUUCAAGCCUAGUGGAAGUUUCUGAGGAAUUGUCUCCGAGAGUGGAUGGAUGCGAUGUAACGAGAAGGCAAAGCUCUUCAAUGGCAUCAUCUUCUAGUUCCAGAUGUUGUCAGGUGAAGGAAACAGAGAAGCAGAGCAAUAUCAACAAGGGAUGGUUCACCAGGCUGCGGUCUUUUGGAUGUUCCGCGGAUACAAAGGUCAUAUCAAGUGGUGGAACCAGAGCUUCUUCUACCUAUGGCGGUGAUGUGAUUUCAAGAGUUAAGGUCAAGCAUUGUAAGAAACAGACCAAGGAGCUUUCAGCUCUUUAUCAGAGUCAAGACAUUAAAGCUCACAAUGGUUCAAUCUCGGCUAUGAAAUUUAGCGGCGAUGGGAAGUGUCUUGCAAGCUCUGGUGAAGAUGGGAUUGUACGCGUUUGGAAAGUCAUCGAGGAUAAGAGAUCUAGACCACCAAGGGAUUGCCUUAACCCUUCUUGUAUGUACUUUGAGGUAAACGAUCUUUCCCAGUUGAAACCCGUUUUGUUGGAUGAAGAGAAACCAACAGAAAGUUUCAAGAAAACAUCUGAUUCAGCCUGCGUCGUCUUCCCUCCUAAAGUUUUCCGGAUAAUGGAGAAACCUUUACAUGAAUUCCGUGGCCACACUGGUGAAGUCUUGGACAUCUCAUGGUCAAGGGAUAAUUGUCUUCUCUCGGCGUCAAUGGAUAAAACUGUUCGUCUAUGGCAAGUUGGUAGCAACGAUUGUCUUGGAGUUUUUCCUCACAAUAGUUACGUAACCUCGGUGCAGUUCAACCCGGUUAAUGAGAACUACUUCAUGAGUGGUUCAGUUGAUGGGAAAGUUCGAAUAUGGAACAUUUCUGGUUGCAGUGUUGUUGAUUGGGCUGAUCUCAAAGACAUUAUAUCCGCAGUGUGCUACCGUUCUGAUGGAAAGGGAGGAAUAAUCGGUUCUCUGACCGGAAGUUGUAGAUUCUUUAACAUUUCUGGAGACUAUUUAGAACUUGACUCUCAGAUACACUUGCCUAGCAAAAAAAAGUCUUCUAAUAAACGUAUAACAGGCUUUCAGUUCUUACCAAAAGAUCCGAGCAAAGUCCUGGUUGUUUCUGCAGAUUCCAAAGUCAGAAUUCUUCAAGGCAACGAUGUUGUCAGAAAAUACAAAGGUGUUUGCAAGACGAAGAGCCUCACAUCAGUGUCUCUCACGUCUGAUGGAAAGCACAUUGUUUCAGCUUGUGAGGACUCUAAUGUAUAUAUAUGGAGCAGUGCAGAGGAAUCAGAUUAUUCCUCUCCCAAAAAGAUUCGAUGUUUUGAACGUUUCUCCACCAAUGCAUCAUCCAUUGCAGCAACCUGGUGUGGAUUCUCAGACCACAACGCAUCUCUCCCGUUUUCUUCACCCCCUUGCUUAUCUGUCAACGAAGGAUCAAUCCCCAAAGGAAGCGCGACGUGGCCAGAGGAAAACCUACCCGAAAAUCCUCUUUCAUCCUCUACAAUGACUGCAUCUCACUACAAGUUUCUCAAGUCCUCAUACCAGAGAGCAAGGCAUAGCUCUCUAGCUUGGGGUAUGGUCAUUGUCACAGGCGGUUGGGACGGACGGAUCAGAACAUUUCAGAACUACGGCUUGCCUGUGACUGUAACUUGAAUAUAUAAAACCGGUUUUAUUUCCUAACUUGGGAAAACAAAACCAGAUGCCAUUGUUCCUUGAACACAUGGUUCUGGCAGGUCUUUUGGAGGCUAUGGUAGGUCCAAAAGAAACCUAGAUCCACUUUCUCAGACUUCUGCUAUUGCCAAUAGUCAAGAAAGAGAUUCAAAAGCAAGUCCCUCCAGAUUAUGAUCCUGUAGAAGAUCUUUUAAGAAGGGGUCAGUGGGAGAUUUUCCAUUGGUUGAUGCAGACGCAGGAGGUGAUAAGGAACAUAUGUUUCUUGCUUUGGCAGUAAGUAGCGGUUGGAGAUGGUUUCAAAGAGUACGGUUCUGUCUGAAAAUAUUGACAGGCGAUUGUGGGGUCUAAAGAAGAGGCAAAAAGUAAUCAUGGUAAACGAGUGGUUGAAGGUGAAAGAUGCUGAUGUUACUUCCAUAGAAAAUAUCCUCCUCCAUGCUUAUAUGAAAUUUCUAACGGUAGUUAACGUUUUGUUUGUUACUCAUUUGUAGAUUCAGUGUAAUUUUAUUCUAACGAGUAGUUGAGUUUAUUAGUUGAUUGUUUAGCUCCCUCCACACCUCAGAGAGAGGCUCAGGAGCUUUAUAUUUGUAACUUGUAUACAACAAAAACUUUUAUUUAAAAAUAAUAUGAUUUCAAC
Eruca vesicaria subsp. sativa (arugula) is the source of this 2871-nucleotide messenger RNA. The record is from the annotation of a GenBank genome assembly. NCBI's taxonomy places the organism in Eukaryota, Viridiplantae, Streptophyta, Magnoliopsida, Brassicales, Brassicaceae.